Microthlaspi erraticum is the source of this 618-nucleotide messenger RNA. The record is from the annotation of a GenBank genome assembly. Lineage: Eukaryota; Viridiplantae; Streptophyta; Magnoliopsida; Brassicales; Brassicaceae.
AUGGCUGCCACGGCUCUUCUCCGAUCGAUUCGCCGACGCGACGUCGUCUCUGCGCCUCUUUCCGUCUACAAAUCUCUUGCUGGUAAUGCUCAACCUUCAUUGGGAAGCUCCUACACCGGUCAAAACUAUGCAAAUUUGCUUAGAACCUUCGGGUCGAAACCUGUUGUGAAUGACAUUCUUGGUACUGGUUUUGGCACAAACAAUGCCAGUAAGGAGGAGAAAGAGCAUUCAAAAUCUGUCGCUCAAUCUUUCCGAGCUCUUGGUUUGGGGACAUCGAGACAAAUGUUCUCUACAAUCUCAGGGGAUAUAAGGACGACGACGACGCAGGAGGAGAAAACCAAAAGCUUUCGUCCUCUAUCUCCUCACCUUCCUGUUUACCAGCCUCAGAUGAACUCCAUGCUAUCGAUCUUCAACAGAAUCUCGGGGGUUUACUUGACCGGAGUCUUUUUCGGCGGCUAUCUUCUCUACCUGAAAAUGGGUAUGAUCUGCCUCACCUACCCAAGUUUCUACCAAGUUCUUUUCCAUGUGCAGCAGCAACUUCCGGUCAUCACCUCGGUUACUGCAUUAGCCGCGCUUUACCACACUAUCAAGAGCACUCACUCGCUCUUGACCCAUUGA